GAUCGAAAACUUCCUCUGGUAAACAUCACAGUCUGCGCCAUCACGAAUAAACCGCUAGCCCUGGGAAAGAUCGACACCCCCUUCUCCCCAGCGCUUUGAAAAGCCAGUGUCGUCAAUCGCUAAUAAGAUCGUUUUGGCACCAUAGCGAACAAGAUCUUUUUGGCACCGUAACCACUACGAUCUCUUUGGCACCAUAACUACUACGAUCUUUCUGGUAAUAUAACUACUACGAUCUUUUUGGCACCAUAGCUAUUAAAAUUCUUCUGUGGCACCAUGUUGCUGGCAUCACGGGGCAGCGUCAAGCUCUUUCUGAACAUCUCCUUGGCCCUCAACAUUGUCUUUUUCGCAGCUUUCUUUUUCCCCAGCAAGAAAGCAUACAAGCUUCUGGAUGCCUUCGCAGUCAAGCAAGACAGUAACUGUGGAAUGUGCCAGUUCGACCCCGAACUGUGCGAAGAUCUUGGAGAGGACAAUGUCCAGCGAGCACUUGCUUAUGUAGGGACUAACGCUCGUUUAAGACGAGUAUUGGCCAAACUCAGACGAGGAGAAAGGUUCACAGUGGGUGUUGUUGGAGGUUCCGUCUCCAAGGGCUUCGGUCUCGACAAGGACGUAGGAUAUUUUCCUGACACCCCCACAAACCUCAACCGUAUCGUCUUCGAUCGUCUCAACAAUUUGUUUCCUGCUCCCAACGGCGUCAAAGUCGGCGAGAACGGCAGGGAAGAAAAUAUGAACUCAUACAUCAAUGGUGCUGUUGGUGGUGUCGGUACCGACUAUUUCUCAUUAUGUUAUGGUGAACACUUGCCGGACGAUAUGGACCUUGUCUUCAUUGAACUUGCUAUCAACGAUGAAGUGCUUACUCGAAACAUCAAUUCUUAUGAGCUUCUGGUCAGAAGUCUGCUCGAUCUGCCCAAUGGUCCUGCGGUCAUGAACUUCCAAAUUUUUGCGUUGAAAUUUAACACAGUGACCAACGGUGGAGACAUGCACCACGGAAUCGCUCAAUUCUACGACACUCCUGUUCUCUCUCUCCGAAAUGCUGCGUACAAUUUCAUCCUUCAAAACGAGUCCCUCAUCCCCGAGUACUUUUAUAUCCAUGGAAAUGGAGAAACCGAUACCCGUCAUAUGGGCAAGAAGGGUCACAAUCUCAUGGGUCGACUUGGUGCUGCUUACAUAGAGACCCAACUCUGUGAAAUGGACAAAUUUGAGGCUUCCAUCCCUGGGGCAAAGUCUAUGACCAUCGACCAGCUGUACCCUCUUGAACCUAUCCCUCGGAUGCAACUCAACAUGAAGUACGACAAAGACCUUGUUAUCCCUACCAUUAAGCCUCAAUGUUUCCUGGCCAACGGCAAGAAGAAUCCUCUCGUCCCUGUUACCAACGAAGGCUGGCGAAAUUGGAAUUGGAAAGAGAAACAUUACCUAAUUUCCGACACCCCCGGCUCCCGAAUCACCUUCAAGCUCACCACCACCGUCGGUAAUAUCGAAAUCCAUUAUCUGAGGUCGUACCAAUAUAAUCUGGGAAGUGUGAAGUGCUGGAUAGAUGAAGAUGUUGAUAAAGCGAUGAGGUUGGAUGGGUAUUGGAAGGAGCCUUACAACAUUGGACGAGCUGCGACUGUUGGGAAUAAUUUGACUCCAGGGGAGCAUAAGCUCACUUGUGAGUUGUUGAAGGAAACGGCGGAUCCUUCGGGUGGGAAGGAGUUUAGGUUGAUCUCUGUUAUGAGUAUCUAGAAGAUAUUGAACUGUGAAUUGUAAUUUUUUGUGCGGAUAGAAUACAUCGUGGUAGAGCACAGAAGAGGACUUUCCCGGCCAUCUUUCCAUAUAAAAAAAACUGGGAAGACAAUUUGUCUCGUCAGUCAUCUGGCGACGAAGACUGUCAGUUGUUCUUGGGCUGUCGGUUUUUAUUCAUUCUUAGUUCUUCUUGGACAAAUGUAUACUUUUUAAAUGGCU
This is a messenger RNA of Cryptococcus deneoformans JEC21, 1938 nucleotides long. RefSeq names its product CAP64 gene product - related. Bases 274 to 1719 code for a protein of 481 amino acids. The transcript is spliced from 12 exons. The record is from RefSeq and is a predicted model, not a curated record. NCBI's taxonomy places the organism in Eukaryota, Fungi, Basidiomycota, Tremellomycetes, Tremellales, Cryptococcaceae.